Molecule: messenger RNA, 1376 nt
Organism: Hibiscus syriacus
Lineage: Eukaryota; Viridiplantae; Streptophyta; Magnoliopsida; Malvales; Malvaceae
Product: protein ENHANCED DISEASE RESISTANCE 2-like
Exons: 1
Coding region: 106-1062 (318 amino acids)
Source: RefSeq, a predicted model, not a curated record
AUCUCUGCCUCAACUUUGUCUUCCUAUUAAAAAGGCGGGUGAAAGAACGGCGAGAAGAAGAGUUCUUUUUCUUCGUCUUUCUUUAAAUUAAAAAAGAAAAUUAUAAUGUGCCCGACCACCGAAAAUCACCAGGGCUCCGCCGAGGAAUCCGACAUCGAAUACCCUAGAUCCCGAUCAACGGAUGAUACUACGUCGAUUCCUGAUUGGAUGACCGAGUCUAUCGGCGGUGGUGGCUUGCCACAAGUUGACCUUGAAAACGGAACCAACGGUUGGGCCUCUCCUCCAGGUGAUCUCUUCUUUCUCCGUUCUAAAACCUACUUGACCAAACGUCAAAAAUGUCCCGCCGGCGAUUACUUACUGUCUCCCAUCGGUAUGGACUGGCUCAAGUCCACUUCCAAGCUCGAAAACAUACUCUCCCGUCCCGAUAACCGUGUUUCUCAAGCCCUUAAAAAUGCUCAAUCCGAAGGCGAAUCUAUGAAAUCCUUCGUUUUUGCAGUCAAUAUCCAGGUCCCAAGUAAAGAUAAUUAUAGCGCUGUUUUUUAUUUUGCCACGGAGGAUCCUAUCCCUCCCAAUACGUUAUUUUAUCGGUUCCUUCAUGCCGACGAUGCCUUCAAGAAUCAACGGUUCAAGAUGGUUAACCGGAUUGUUGAGGGACCGUGGGUCGUCAAAAGAACGGUGGGCAACUAUGCGGCGUGCUUGAUAGGUAAAGCUUUGACGUGUAAUUAUCAUAGAGGAGCUAAUUACUUGGAAAUCGAUGUUGACAUUGCCAGCUCGGCGAUUGCCAGCACGAUUUUACACCUUGCAUUGGGAUACGCGACGAGUGUAAUAAUCGAUAUGGGAUUUGUGGUGGAAGGACAGGCCGAGGAUGAGUUGCCGGAAAAAUUAAUUGGUGCGGUUAGGGUUUGUAGGAUGGAGAUGUCAUCUGCGACUGCGAUUGACUCAGGUACGUCCCCGAUUGAGACAGCGGCGGCCGGCCGUGCAAUAGGAUCCGCUAAGGUUAAUCACCAUGCAUCCUAUGACGGCGACGAUGAUGACAAAUUAUGCAAAUGCAACGAAGGUUAAUGCAGUAACGCCGUCGAUUCAAACAACGACAGGCAAUGAAAUCGGAGUACGUAAAUCCGGGGGUGGUGAUGAUAAUGACAAAUGAUGCGACAGAGGUUAAUUAUAAAAUUUUCUUCGUUCUUUCUUUCCUUUCACGUUACGAGAAUUCGGGUCCCUCUUUGGAGGGGAUUGAUGGGUUGUAGAUGAUAAGAUGGGCUCUGAUUUUCGUAGAUGGAAAAAAAAAAUUACAGUUUCUUAAACGGAGCAUGGAUGGAUUGGAUUUAAAUGUUUUAACACAAUUCUUUCCUGUUAUUAAUAUUUGAAUCUUCACUGAA